Molecule: messenger RNA, 261 nt
Organism: Scutellospora calospora
Lineage: Eukaryota; Fungi; Glomeromycota; Glomeromycetes; Diversisporales; Gigasporaceae
Source: the annotation of a GenBank genome assembly
AUGCUAGAAUUAGAAAUAAUGGAAUCAAAUAAUGAAUUAUGUCCAUUAAAGAUUCCUCAGCACAACAAUCUAAAUGCUCAAGAACAAAUAACAAUUCGCCAUGAUCUAAAAUAUGCAGGAGCUGAUAUAACAAUGGUUCGAGGAUCAGUCCUAAACGCUGUCAUUAGACAAUCCGUGAUUUAUCAAAAUUUAGCACCGUUGGUUGUAGGUCCUACUGCUAUGAUCACUUCAAAUGUUCCUGAACAUGAGAACCCAAGUUUG